AACAAACAAAAGAUGAAAAUGACGAUCCCACUUAUGAGCUGUUCGCGGGGAGUACAAAGCUCACAGGGCUCCCUAUCAGCUGUGAGGUCCCAAGCUAUAAACAAAGCUCACCAGAGAGAGGCACAGCUGACAGCUGCGGUCACCUUCCACUCCAGAGAUGAUAAAGAAGAUCAGCUUCACGGUGGCUCUGGGGCUGGCAUCCCUGGGGGCUUUGUCAGGGCAGAAGCUGCUUUGCCAGGAAGAUGGAAAUGUCACAGAGGGAAAGAAACGCGCUGAGGAGGAGAGAGCCACAAAGAAAACAAAACCCCGGCCUGGACCGACCCCUGGGCAGCAAAGACGGGCAGCAAGCAGCAAGUGCAUCCUGACCGGCUUGUGGAAGAACGAGCUGGGCUCCAAGAUGCAGAUACAGGAAGUGAACAGUGAUGGCACCUUCUCUGGCGAGUACCGCACGGCCGUGUCGCUCGCGCAGAGACCCAUCCAACGCGCGCCCCUCAACGGGUCCCAGCACUUCGACGAGGCGGGGCAGCCGACAUUUGGCUUUACCGUCAACUGGAAAAGCUUCUCAGACUCAACCACCGUCUUCACGGGCCAGUGCUUUGUGGAUGAGAAUGGGAAGGAGAUUCUGGAAACCAUGUGGCUGCUGCGAGAGAAGGCCGAAGCCAACGAUGACUGGGGGGCGACCAGGGUCGGCAAAGACGUUUUCACCCGGAUCAAGGGGCAGAACGUGGAUGAAUCUGUGAGGAGCGACGGUGCCCUGUGACCCAGCAGCACCGUGACCCUACUCUGCAGCCCCAGAGCUCCUGGCCCCCCCCACCUGGAAUUGUUCUGGGCUCUCUCGAGGGCGUCUCGCCCGGUGUCAGGGCUGUUUGCUGGGCUGCAGAGGUGCCGUCUC
This is a messenger RNA of Mauremys mutica (yellowpond turtle), 892 nucleotides long. RefSeq names its product avidin-like. The record is from RefSeq and is a predicted model, not a curated record. Lineage: Eukaryota; Metazoa; Chordata; Testudines; Geoemydidae. The transcript has 5 exons. Bases 158 to 760 code for a protein of 200 amino acids. Gene Ontology annotation, molecular function: biotin binding.